AAGUUGCGGCGAGGGGGCGGGGCCCGGCGCAGAGGCCUUGUGGGCUCCUUUUCGGCGCGGUGUACUGCGGGUCGCCAUGGCGGACUUGCAGCAGCUUCGGGUACAGGAGGCGGUGGACUCCAUGGUGAAGACUCUGGAGAAAGAGAAUAUCCGGAAGAUGCAGGCCCUCAUGUUCCGGUGCAGUGCUAGCUGUUGUGAGGAGAGCAAGUCGUCCAUGCAGCAGGUGCACCAGUGCAUCGAGCGCUGCCACGCACCUCUGGCUCAAGCCCAGGCCCUGGUUACCAGGGAGUUGGAGAAGUUCCAGGACCGCCUGGCCCGAUGCACCAUGCAUUGCAACGACAAAGCCAAAGAUUCAAUAGAUGCAGGGAAUAAAGAGCUUCAGGUGAAGCGGCAGCUGGAGAGUUGUGUGACAAAGUGUGUGGAUGACCAUAUGAACCUCAUUCCAUCCAUGACUAAGAAGAUGAAGGAGUCUCUCUCAUCCAUUCAGAUAUAGAAGCCUUUGCCAUUGGCCAUUGUGACUGAGGGCAGGAAUCUAUUUAAAGUGAAUGAGAAUUUUGGUCUUUUAAGCAAAGUUUGUGAAUGAAGAAAUUAAGGACGGCAGCAAGAUUAAGGCAUGAGUCACUUGCCUCUGGACACUGAUUCUUUUAUAUUUUAAUCCUAGAAAGUGCAAUGGAAAAAAAACUGGUGCUAAAAUUUGGGUCAGAGAGUUUUUGAGAGCCUAAAUUUUAUGUGGCAAAUGCUUACUCUGGCAGCAGAUGUUUCCCUCAAACCAAGACAGAGCCCUCUGAGGUACCAGUAAGCUGACAGCCUCCUCUCACCUACCAGUGAUCUGGUGGAAUGUGAAGAAAGGUGUUUCUCUUUGUUGCCGACCUCCUGUUUACCAUAAGCAUCACCACACCAUUUUUGAUAAGCUGUAAAACAAAAUCCAUGAGGUCACUAAGUUAGAAGGGGAAAAACGGUUUCUGGGUAUUUGUUUUCCUUGGUUUCGUUGUAUAUACAAGGGUAUAAAGGGUAUGAAGAGGUAGUUUGGAUAAGAUCUUUCAAAGCUUCCUUUGGAUAGCUGUUUCUGUCUAUCAAGAUGUAAAUGUGCACUUCUUAAAUUCUCACACAUGACAUCUUUCAGCUUGGAGAUCCUCCAGAAAUGUAAGAGGCAAUGUCACGCUAAGUAUGGGAAGCAGACCUUCCUCCUCACUGGCUGCAGUGAUGGGCCCUAAGCCUGUCUGCAACAGAGUGACAGGACAGUCUUGCAGUGGUACUCUACCUUGAAGGGAGAGGAGUUUUUUAUUGUGCUACAUACCAAUAUCCAGGAAUGAACAAUGAAAGAGGAACUGUUGACUGUUUAAUUAAAAGAGUUAUGAAGUACAGGGUUUGGAAAAAACCUGGUUUUCAGGAAUGAAAUCUAAACUCAGUAUUGCUUCCUUAGUACCCUGAAAUAACAGAGCCUACUGAGACAAUCCUUUGGCAACAGGAAGGUCAAGGUAGAAAAAGUAAGCAACUCAGGUGAGCUGUGGCUCCUUUAGAGCAAAGGAGGAGCUGCCCUCCCCCCCACCCCUCCACUACCAAAUACCACUUUUCCCUGGGGGCUUUGCAAUGUGUAGUGUUCCAACCCCAGCUCUGGCACCUUACCAUUUUGAUAAGGACCUUGUUGUCUUUUUACCAACUUAUUACUUGAAAUAGUAAUAUAGCCGUUCUGUUUGCUGUUUCAGGACUAUGAUACAUUUUCCUAGUUGUCUGAAAUAAAGUUUGAUUUUCUUCCA
Artibeus jamaicensis (Jamaican fruit-eating bat) is the source of this 1757-nucleotide messenger RNA. RefSeq names its product family with sequence similarity 136 member A (gene TIMCC). Lineage: Eukaryota; Metazoa; Chordata; Mammalia; Chiroptera; Phyllostomidae. The coding region runs from base 77 to 493 and encodes 138 amino acids. The transcript is spliced from 3 exons. Gene Ontology annotation, cellular component: cytoplasm. The record is from RefSeq and is a predicted model, not a curated record.